Orycteropus afer afer is the source of this 2496-nucleotide messenger RNA. The record is from RefSeq and is a predicted model, not a curated record. NCBI's taxonomy places the organism in Eukaryota, Metazoa, Chordata, Mammalia, Tubulidentata, Orycteropodidae.
GUGGACAUGGACUUCUCUCGGCUCCACAUGUACACCCCUCCUCAGUGUGUGCCAGAGAACACUGGCUACACGUACGCACUCAGCUCAAGCUAUUCCUCUGAAGCGCUGGAUUUUGAAACCGAACAUAGACUGGAUCCUGUCUUUGAUUCCCCAAGAAUGUCCCGACGGAGUCUGCGCCUCAUCACCCCCGCAUUCCACGCAGGGGAUGGCCCAGACACCGAGGACCCCACCUGCACCAGGAGCUCUGCCUCUGUGAAGGACAGAGUGUCCAGAACAGUAAAACAGCGCAGAACUGCAGGCAAACCAGCUUUUAGUAUAAACCACAUGUCAAGAACAGCAACGUGUUCGGCUGUAAGCCAGAGUAGCUGCCGCAGCCUGCAGGGCAAUACAGCCUUCCGGCCCCCCGUGCUGGACGCAUCCCUGAUCCAGGAGCAGACCCAGGUGGACCACUUCUGGGGUCUGGACGAUGACAGCGACCUUAAAGGUGGAAGUAAAGCUGCCGUUCAGGGAAACGGUGACCUCGGUGCUGCAACAGAUGCCACCACCAUCAACGGCUACACUUGCAGCGACUGCAGCCUGCUGUCGGCGCGCAGGGAUGUCCUCACUGCACACCCCACAGCCCUCGGUCCCACCUCCAGGGUCUAUUCUCGGGACAGGAAUCAGAAGUGCGGUGCGUCUUCCUACGUGAAUAGGACCUGGCGGCUGGCCAAACGCACCUCAGAAUCUCUCUCGUCGUUCUUGGUUCCACUUUUCCAGGUGGUUUUAAUGAAGCUCAGUUAUGAAUCAGAAAAUCACAAAUUGAAAAGUUACGAAUCAAAAAGCCAUGAAUUCAAAGCUCUGUCCGGGCGUGGUGGGAGGACACAGGUGAGCAAGUUGCUCGGAGAAGAUGCGCGCCUCAGCGUAGACGGGGAGCUGCUGUGGAAGGCAGCCUCUGGGCUGUUCUGGUGGCUGGGGUUCGGAUGGUACCAGUUGGUAACUCUGGUAUCUUGGCUGAAUGUGUUCCUUCUCACAAGGUGCCUUCGAAAUGUUUGCAAGGGCUUAGUCGUGCUCAUCCCGUUGUUACUUUUCCUAGGUGCAGGUCUUGCCUUCUGGGGCCAGGCCGAUUUCCUGUCAUUGCUGCCCAUGUUAAAUUGGACUGAUGUGUACAAAGCACAGAGAAUGGAUGACCCCAAGACCAUCCUCACACCUGCUGCUUCCCACCUGCACCUGCCACCUGAGGGCCACGGUGAGGCAGCUUUCCACUGGCACCGGCUGAGUGACGUGGAGCACCAGGUGACCUCGUUGUCCGGAAGGUGUCAGCUGCACGAGGAGAAACUCAGAGAGCUGACGCUGCUGCUCCGGAGCCUGCAGGCACGUGCAGACCAGGCGGAUGGCGACCGGGAUGGGGUGCUCUCCCUGACUGACUUUGUGACUUUCCGCCAAGAGCACGAAUCACGUCUCUCAACUCUGGAAGCCAUGAUGAGGAGACUGACAGAAAGAGCCGAGGCUGCCCAGGAGGAGCUGGAGCAGACCAAGUUGAGAGCAGCCAGCGGGGCUGCCAGCGAGCAGCACCUCCUCUCCACAGUCAGGCAGCUGGAGCUGCAGCUGGAGCAGCUGAAGGCAGAACUGGUAGACUGGCGACAUUUGCAGAGCAGCUGCGAGAAAGUGGAAACAAUCCAUGAGAAGGUGGACACCCAAGUCCGAGACACAGUCAGACGCAUGUUUUCUGGCGACCUGCAAGAUGGCGCCCUCGAGUGGCUGCUGCAGCAAGCCUCCUCUCGGUUUGUCAGCAAGGAUGACCUGCAGGUCCUGCUACAAGACUUGGAACUGCGGGUCCUGAGGAACAUUACCCAGCACAUCUCUGUGACGAAGCAGGCCCCCACCUCCGCAGUGGUGCUGUCAGCCGCACACGAGGCAGGGGUUUCUGGGAUCACGGAGGCGCAAGCACGGAUUAUUGUCAACAACGCUUUGAAACUGUAUUCCCAGGAUAAAACCGGGAUGGUGGACUUUGCUCUGGAGUCUGGUGGUGGUAGCAUCCUGAGUACGCGCUGUUCGGAGACCUAUGAGACGAAAACAGCCCUCAUCAGUCUGUUUGGGAUCCCACUUUGGUACUUCUCACAGUCUCCUCGUGUUGUGAUCCAGCCUGACAUCUAUCCCGGUAACUGCUGGGCAUUCAAGGGCUCCCAGGGGUACUUGGUGGUGAGACUGUCGAUGGCCAUCUACCCGACCACCUUCACUCUGGAGCACAUACCAAAGACUCUCUCGCCAACGGGCAACAUCACCAGCGCACCCAAGGACUUUGCGGUGUAUGGACUGGACAGUGAACAUCAGGAAGAAGGGCUGCUUUUGGGACAGUUCACGUAUGACCAAGAUGGGGAGUCGCUGCAGAUGUUCCAGGUGCUGAAAAGACCUGAACAAACUUUCCAAAUUGUGGAACUUCAGAUCUCCUCUAACUGGGGCCAUCCGGAAUACACGUGUCUCUACCGGUUCAGGGUUCACGGAGAGCCCAUCAAGUAG